Messenger RNA from Spinacia oleracea (spinach), 3683 nucleotides. RefSeq lists its product as uncharacterized. NCBI's taxonomy places the organism in Eukaryota, Viridiplantae, Streptophyta, Magnoliopsida, Caryophyllales, Amaranthaceae. The coding region runs from base 198 to 3530 and encodes 1110 amino acids. The record is from RefSeq and is a predicted model, not a curated record. The transcript is spliced from 4 exons.
GAUUUGGUUUAAGUUUUGAUCUAUAACGAUGGUGGAUGCAACAAUAAAGCAUUCUUCAGUCUAGCAUGAAAUGGGUAGUAUAAUUGUAUAUGUCCAUUGAUACGGGAGUAGUUGUCUGCUCGGAGUGAGUUGCCAUUACUACUCUUCAGAUCCGUCCCUUAACUGUAAUUUGUCACCACCACCGGGAAAGGGGGACGAUGUUACCGCCGGAGCUUCAACCCUUACAGUAUCGUCCUUACAUAUCACCGUCGUCAUCUUCAUCUUUGAGAUUCAGUGGGGGUGGAAAUCCUAACCCUAACCCUAGGUCUGAUCGAUUGAAGAAUUCGCGAUACACUCCAUCCACCUUCGCUCACAAUGCUCGGAUCGCCAUCGCUCUCGUCCCCUGCGCCGCCUUCCUUGUUGACCUUGGUGGUACUCCCGUCGUUGCCACCUUAAUCCUGGGCCUCAUGUGCUCUUACAUCCUCGAUUCCCUCAAUUACAAGCCUGGCGCCUUCUUUGGAGUAUGGUUUUCUCUGAUAUUCGCCCAGAUCGCCUUCUUCUUCGGAGCCUGGUUCUCCCUCUCCUCUGCCUUCAACUCCAUCUCUCUUGCCAUUCUCGCCUCUUUGCUAUGUGCUCAAACUACCUUUCUGAUCGGGGUCUGGUCAUCUCUUCAAUUCAAAUGGGUUCAGAUGGAGAAUCCUUCUACUGUACUUGCUUUGGAGCGCCUUCUCUUUGCCUGUGUUCCUGUUGUUGCUGCUUCCACCUUCACAUGGGCCACUGUUUCUGCUCUUGGUAUGGCCAAUGCCUCUUACUAUCUCAUGUCUUUUAACUGUGUAUUCUACUGGCUUUUUUCCCUUCCCUGUCCUUCGUCCUUCAAGUCUAAGCUCGAAGCUCCCCCUCGUUACCAUGGCGGUGAACUUCCUGAUGAUAUGUUCAUUCUUGGUCCUCUAGAGAGCUGUUUUCAUCUUCUUCAUUUGCUCUUCUUUCCUUUGCUCUUUCACAUUGCAUCUCACUAUUCCAUCCUUUUUUCUUCCUCUUCCUCCUUAUCCGAUGCCUUCCUUCUAUUCUUUGUCCCCUUCCUCUUUUUGCUCUAUGCAUCCACCAGGAAUUCUCUCUGGUGGCUCACUAAAAAUCCUUCCCAGCUGCAUAGUAUCCGCAUCGUUAAUGGGGCCAUCGCUUUACUUGUCGUUGUUGUCUGCUUGGAAGUCAGGGUUGUUUUCCAUUCUUUCGGCCGUUACAUUCAGGUCCCUCCUCCUUUCAGUUAUCUUCUUGUUACUGCUACAAUGCUCGGUGGAGCAGCUGCUGUUGGUGCAUUUGCCUUGGGUAUGAUUGCUGAUGCUGUCACUUCUCUGGCCUUUUUCACCUUGGCUGUCAUAGCUAGUGCUGCUGGCGCUGUUGUUGUGGGAUUCCCCAUUUGGCUGCUUCCGCUUCCUGCAGUGUCUGGAUUUUAUCUUGCUCGUUUUUUGGUUAAGAAGUCUUUGCCGUCAUAUUUUGCUUUUCUCGUGCUUGGGAGCCUGAUGGUUAUGUGGUUUGUGAUGCAUAAUUUCUGGGAUCUCAACAUAUGGUUGGCAGGCAUGUCUCUGAAAUCCUUCUGUAAGCUCAUCGUUGCAGGUGUUGUCCUUGCUAUGGCUACUCCUGGCUUGGCUCUUUUCCCUCCUAAGCUUAAGUUUCUGACUGAGGCUGCUUUAAUCAGCCACGCUGUGCUGCUGUGCCACAUUGAGAAUCGAUUCUUCAAUUACAGCAGCAUAUAUUAUUAUGGUCUGGAGGAUGAUGUGAUGUACCCUAGCUACAUGGUUAUGUUAACAACUUUUCUUGGCUUGGCUCUGGUAAGGAGGCUUACUUCAGAUAGCAGAAUUGGGCCCAAGGCAGUCUGGAUUUUGACUUGUCUGUAUGCUUCAAAGCUAGCAAUGUUGUUUAUCAUGUCGAAGUCUGUUGUAUGGGUCUCAGCUGUCCUAUUAUUGGCCGUUUCUCCUCCCUUGCUUCUUUACAAGGACAAGUCAAAAACAGCCUCAAAGAUGAAACCUCAGCAAGGAUAUAUGCAUUCUUUUGUGGUUGCUUUCGCUGUCUGGUUUUGUCGUGAAGCCAUUUUUGAAUCUCUUCAAUGGUGGUAUGGCAGACCUCCAGCUGAUGGCCUACUGUUGGGUUUCUGCAUCAUUUUGAUAGGAGUGGCUUGCAUUCCUAUAGUUGCCCUCCACUUUUCCCAUGUGCUGAUUGCCAAAAGGUGCUUAGUACUUGUGGUGGCAACUGGACUUCUCUUUAUCUUGCUGCAGCCACCCAUCCCAUUUUCAUGGACUUAUCAUUCUGACCUCAUUAAAGCUGCUCAUCAGACUGGAGACGACAUCUCUAUAUAUGGCUUUGUGGCAGGGAGAGCUACAUGGCCUUCUUGGCUUCUUAUUGUGGCUAUCUUGCUCACCCUUGCUGCAACAACCUCAUUAAUUCCUAUAAAGUACGUUGUCGAGUUAAGAACCUUUUAUUCCAUUGCUGUUGGUAUUGCUGUGGGUGUCUACAUAUCUUUUGAGUUCUUCCCUCAAGCUGUUGUCCUGCAAGCCCUAAUUGUUUUAACCAUGAUCUGCACCUCGGUAUUUGGUGUCUUCACACAUUUCCCAUCUGCUUCUAGCACAAAAGGUUUACCAUGGGUUUUUGCUCUCCUUGUUGCACUUUUCCCUGUAACCUACUUAUUAGAAGGUCAGGUUAGAAUUAAAAGCCUCAUAGAUGGUGGAGAUAUCACAGAAGAGGAACAGAGACUAACUACAAUAUUGUCUGUUGAGGGUGCGAGGACGUCACUCCUUGGAUUAUAUGCUGCAAUCUUUAUGCUUAUCGCAUUGGAAGUAAAGUUUGAGUUGACUUCGAUAGUGCGGGAGAAAGCUCUUGAAAGGGGUGGUUAUAAGCCGAGUCAAUCUGGUCAAAGCAGUUUGGCAAAUUUCCCUGCCAAAAUGAGAUUUUUGCAGCAGCGUAGAGCUUCCAUGGUGCCAACAUUCACUAUUAGGAGGAUGGCUGCCGAGGGAGCCUGGAUGCCUGCAGUUGGUAAUGUUGCUACUAUUUUGUGCUUCGCAAUAUGCUUGAUCUUGAAUGUUAAUCUCACUGGUGGUUCAAAUCGUGCUAUAUUCUUGCUGGCUCCGAUCUUGCUGCUACUCAAUCAGGAUUCUGAUUUUGUUGCUGGGUUUGGUGAUAAACAACGGUAUUUUCCUGUUGUUGUUGUUAUUUCAUCCUAUUUAGUCUUAACUGCUUUACACAGCAUUUGGGAAGAAGUGUGGAAUGGAAAUGCUGGUUGGGGGUUGGAGAUAGGUGGGCCAGACUGGUUUUUUGCAGUAAAAAAUGUGGCUCUCCUGAUUCUGACAUUCCCAAGCCAUAUUCUUUUUAACCAGUUUGUGUGGAGCUACACAAAGCAGAAGGACAUGGCCCCUUUGCUUACUCUACCUCUAAAUCUGCCAGCCAUCAUAAUUACAGAUGUGAUCAAGGUCAAAAUUUUAGGGCUGUUGGGAGUUAUUUAUUCCUUGGCCCAAUAUCUAAUAUCAAGACAACAGUACAUUUCCGGAUUGAAAUAUAUCUAGAUAUGCAGAAACUUUGUACAAUACUUUUUUGUAAUCGUCAGAUGGGAAUUUCAGGUUCGUCUUUGGCCACUCAUGGUUUAGCAUAGUUUGAGUUGUACAUUGGUUGCUUGAGCUGGCUGUUGAUUUUGAAAUCCAUAUAUUAGCGCUCUAAAA